AUGAUACAGAAAAUGGGAAACAUGGUAGAAAAGCAUUUUGCGUUUUUUCUUUUAUUUAUUUGCUUAGCAAAACAUAGUACAUCAUCCGCCCAACCCAAACCCAACUUCAACGACAAACCCCAAAUUCCAUCUGGGACUAAACAUUUUGUGUUGAUACAUGGAGCUUGUCAUGGAGCAUGGAGUUGGUAUAAGGUGGCGACUCUCCUGAAGGACUCAGGUCACAAUGUCACAGCUCUAGACUUGGGAGCAUCCGGGAUCAACCCGAUCCAGGUACAGCAACUCCCUUCGUUAUCGGAAUACGUCGAGCCUCUGACGGAGCUCAUGGUGUCACUACCACCAAAGGAGAAGGUAAUCCUUGUAGCUCACAGCUUGGGUGGAGCCGUAAUAUCUAUUUUCAUGGAGAGGUUUCCUCAGAAAAUUGCUGCUGCGGUAUAUGUGACGGCUUUCAUGUCUGGUCCAACUCUUAAUUACUCAACUAUAUUUGCAGAGGUUACCAAAAGAUUUGAUUUUAUGGACUCUCAGUUCAGAUAUGAUAACGGGACCAACAACCCUGCAACCUCCUUUCUCUUUGGGCCUAAGGUCUUGGCGACAGAAUUUUACCAGCUCUCACCACCACAGGAUUUAACCCUAGGGUUAUCAUUGGUGAGAUUUACUCCUCUAUACAAUUACGAUGUAAUAAAGCUCACGAAAGAGAAAUAUGGAUCAGUUCCUAGAGUAUUCAUCGUGUCCGACCAAGACCAUGCGAUAGUGUUGGAUGUGCAAAACUACAUGAUAAAAAACAAUCCGCCAAAUGAAGUGAAAGUGAUAAACGGUUCUGAUCACGUGGUCAUGCUCUCUAAAUCUGUGGAGUUGUUCUCCUGUCUCCAAAAUAUUGCUGAGAAAUAUUCAUAA
This is a messenger RNA of Pyrus x bretschneideri (Chinese white pear), 891 nucleotides long. RefSeq names its product methyl jasmonate esterase 1-like. The record is from RefSeq and is a predicted model, not a curated record. Gene Ontology annotation, molecular function: methyl salicylate esterase activity; methyl jasmonate esterase activity; methyl indole-3-acetate esterase activity. Lineage: Eukaryota; Viridiplantae; Streptophyta; Magnoliopsida; Rosales; Rosaceae. Gene Ontology annotation, biological process: jasmonic acid metabolic process; salicylic acid metabolic process. The transcript is spliced from 3 exons. The coding region runs from base 1 to 891 and encodes 296 amino acids.